CCCCUCGCAUACGCACACAUGUCAUGACCGCGGAUACCACCAGCUAUUGCGAGUAUCUGGGAGAGCACUCGAUCUAGCAAGUCGCAGUCUUUUCAAUUCUACUCCUCGAACCCUGUGGCCUGCUGGCGGGGUAGGCAUUGCAACUUUUUUUUGGCACCGACUCAUCGAGCUCACAGCUCUCAAACACCAUGGCUCCCGCUGCUACCGAUUUCGAAGAGGUCGACCCAGUCAUCGCCGAGUACGACGUCUUCCUCACCCCCGACCUAGAAGAAGAGACCUACCUUCUACAAUACCUGAACCGCGCAAAAGAACAGCCCUACAACGAGCGUCAUGACAUGUGCCCCCUCGAGCUGCGCAUGAAGCAAGAAUCCGGCUUCAUCGAAGUGGAUGUCCCGGUCAACGUCCACAUGAACUUCAACAGACUGAACGGGGUCAAAUGGGGCGAGUCUCUCCGAAAAGCGAAAGAGGAUGGCCAGACUGCUUUCGGUGUCACUGCUGGAUUCGAGCGUCCGCAGGUUAGGACCGGCCUUGCCAGGGGUGGUCUUGCGAGGGGUGGUGCGAGGGGCGGUGGUACUGCGAGGGGACGAACUGCCACUGCAGAACCUGCGAAAGAGAAAAAAGAUGAUGAUGAGGACGAGGAGCUUAAGGAGCUGCUCUACAGAUUCGACGAUGCAAACGAAAAGGGACAUGUCCUGAACAAGCAGACGCUGGGAGGGCAGAUUCUCAAGCAGGAAGAAGGCGAGCCAAAGUACAUGGUCGGAGCGUUCCGAGGAAAGGAGCUCCAUCUCACAAAGCUUAGCGGCAUUGUUCAAAUGCGACCGCAGUUCCAUCAUCUGGACGCCUUGAUGCAGCAAGAGCAGGCCGCACGUCGCGCCGAAAGUGACGCCGCCAAUCCCAAUAAGCAGAGCGGUCCUAGAGCUGUUCAGAUACAGUUGAAGAAUUCGGAUUUGGAAAACAAGGAUAUGGCCUCUACCAAGCAGCUCCUAAAGGCUGCUGCUGAAGAGAAAUGGAUGAAGCUCCGGUAUCACGACGAAGAUUCUGCAGAAGCGUAUUCAGCAUACCGCGAGAAGCUCUUCGUACAAGACAUCAAAGCGGCGCCAAAACUUCACUCUGUCAUGAACAACGAAGAGUACCUCGAGAUCAUCAGCGCACCUAGAGUCGACCAUACCGACAAGAACAGCAAAAAGAAGCCUCUCACUCGGAAGCAAAUGAACGCUCUCGAGCUUUCUGAUACAGAAGACGAAGAAGAGGGUCAAGAUGAGGAAAUGGCCGAGGAGACGCAGGCCCCCAACGAUGCUCCUGUCGAUUCUAUGGACAUUGACGCCACAGAUGUCGACACCACGGAGGUCAGCAACGAGAUCAACGACUUGCUCACUGCUUCGCAGUCAUAGUGUGCUUCCAAGCUGACAUGAGGACCCAGUUUUGUUUCUAUUGCUUAGUCUCACUUGCAUAUGCAUCUGCACAGCGGCGGCGUUGGAUCUUUUCAAAAGCUGGCGGAAUCGGUUCAUACGUCAACGAUACCCAACUUCAUAGCUUUAUCAGCACUUUGAAAACGAAAAAGUCUCAUAUCAAAAAUCG
This is a messenger RNA of Mytilinidion resinicola, 1578 nucleotides long. RefSeq lists its product as uncharacterized. The record is from RefSeq and is a predicted model, not a curated record. Gene Ontology annotation, cellular component: RNA polymerase III complex; nucleus. The coding region runs from base 189 to 1391 and encodes 400 amino acids. NCBI's taxonomy places the organism in Eukaryota, Fungi, Ascomycota, Dothideomycetes, Mytilinidiales, Mytilinidiaceae. Gene Ontology annotation, biological process: DNA-templated transcription. The transcript is spliced from 4 exons.